AUGGCGCCCUCUGAGCUGGCUGACUGGGCCAAAAUAUGGAGAGAGGAUUACGAUAUUGAUCGUCGCCUCGGCGCCAUUGAUGACUUUGGCAAGGCCUUGAAGAAACCAGACGAGUGGAAGCAAUGCUGGGACAUUGCCGGAGGCACAGCCGGCCUCGUUGAAUUGCUGUCGUUAGCGUCUGCCAGAGAGGUCUCUGCCUUUUGCCAGAGCAUCAGCAACUGUAGAGGCCGCAUCGGCAUGCCGAGGGAGAGGGAGACGGCCGUCCAGCAGCUCCUGACCGCCCUUCUCCCACAGCAAUAUCCCUCUUCGAUGCUACAAAGCCAAGACAAGCGCCCGCUGCAGCCCAUCUACGCCCGCAUGUUGGUCGCUUGCCCCUCGGAAUUUGUCCAUGAUAUCCUGCAAUCCCAGGACGAGUCGCACCCGCUUUACCGGGGGCUCGACGAAAAGCGGCUCAAGGACCUCGUCUCUACCCACGACGACAUGUUGAAGCGGCGCCUGACUGAAUACCUGACGCACAACGCUGCUCAGAUCUCAAAGACCGAGUUGAAAGUGUUGUUCAAGCAGCUCGUCUUUUCUCAGCCCCAGGUGCCCGGAGAUCAGCCACACAUGUCGGCAUCCAUGCAGUUCGCCUGGAAGCUGCUGGAAGAGCGUCUCGCAAACAGCUGCACCGUAAAACGCUGGCCGCGCGAGGUAUCCGAGCUGGAGCUUCUCAUGUCCAUCUUCCGUAGGCACAACAAGAAGCACAGGCGCGGGGACAAAACAUUCCUCGUCAACAUGGGUUUCCGACUGAUAAGAGCCAAUCCAGAGCUCAAGAAAACGCAGCACGCAAAAGAAUUCAUGUCUGCCAUCCUCACCAUCUGGGAGAAAUAUCCCCGUCGGUACGACAACCUCUUGGACGAAGCCAUGCGUCUUGGACUCUCCAAAGAAGCUCGGUCCAAGGGAACGAGCUCCAAAGGACGCGAGCCCCAGAUAUCAGUCAUCAUCUAUCGUUGGAGUGCAGACCCAGAUUAUUACGAAGGGCUAUUGGCGUGCGCUCUUCGUCUGGGUUUUGGUGGGACGGAGAAAGAAAUCAGUUCCCGAUAUUUGGAAGCAUGCGGAUAUUUUUCGACCAAAGAGCCCAACCCAAAGCUAAAAUGGCAAUUGCUGCGUCUGUAUUGUCUGCACGUUCCACGCUGGGGUGUCGAUAUCGAAACAUCAUCCGACUCCAAACCGCUUGCAAACCAAGGCUGGCCCCUCGGAAUCUUUGAGGGAUUAGAAAAGGAGAAAUCCGUGCACUUUCUACAAAGACUGUACGAAGCCAACCCCGAUUUUGACUUCUUGACCAAGUGCCAUGGGACCACCAUCUACCAAUUGUCUCGCCUCGGCCCACGACGCAACUUCAACGUCGAGCUUCUCCUCACCGUAUACCGGCGGGGAAGCCCCGGGGCCCUGUCAAAAGCAUCCGAAGAAGUUGACCGCCUUCGGAAGACGGCAGCCACUUCGCGAGAGCCAGAGGACCGCACACUGUACGCAAGAGCCGCCGCUCACUACGCCAUAGCGAGUGGUAGUCUGGAGCUGUAUGGCGAGACGGUCCUGUGGCAGCAGCGCUUCGUCCGUGACUACUUUGCUGCAAAGUCUCUGUUCACGAGGGAUGCCCUCCUUAAUCAGGAGGGGAUCAAUCUGCUCUCUGGUAUCCCAUCACCGCUGCCGGAGGAGGUGAGCUGGGGCGGGAUCAGAAAGCAGAUCGCAGCCGCGAACGGUAUACUCAAGACGUUGAACGAGUCAGCCAAGAUUAGCAAAGAGGAGCCGAAGCACAAUCUCUUGCGCUGGGACAAUUUGACGCAGCUCUACUAUCAGGUCUACGAGCAGCGCGUGUUUCGGACGCAGGGAAUCGAGGUGCAGCCUAGCGGCUCGGAGCCAGAUUUCUUCCACAUCAUGUGGGAGGGAACCGCCGAUUUGACAAACAGCAUCGGCUACGACUUUCUUUCCCGAGUCACAUACUCUACUAUGAGCCUGGUCAAUAGGCUUCACGGCGAUAGCCUCCGUUAUGCCACGCAGACGUUGCGUCAAGCCGCCGCCGACUGGAAGGUGGAUAAAAAUGCCAGCACCGACCACGAGAGUGUCGGGAGUGAGUUGAGAUCGCUGGCACACCAAUCCGUAGCGCGACUUGCGGGCAGAGAUAUAUCCAAGUACACGCGUGACUUGAUCAUAGAUGAAGUCAUGAGCAACCCGGAAUCCAGCAGCUGGCACAGGAAGUUCCUGUCUAUCGGUCUGUUCAGGAACCUCCCGGCCCAAGAAGCCGAGGGGAUGCUCCUUGAUUUCGCGGCCGCCAUCGGAGAUAAACUCGAGGAGCAAUCGUAUGUCAAGGUAGGCGAGCUGGAAGCGCCCAAGAGCGCCCCUCCUCGCUCCAUUGUCAAGGUCUCGACCGUCAAGUACCUCGCUCAAGUCGUCAAAAAGGCCGACUUCAUCUCGCCCGAUACCGCUUUGCAAGUACUACUCGAUUUGUCCAAGGCGGGCACGCACAUCGAUGUUCGCAUCGCCACUUUGAGCAGCCUACUCAGCACGUUCAACACGAUCGUGGGUGAGAUCGGUGAGAACCCGAGAUCUGAUCCGGUGUUUGAGAGGAUCAUGGCCACGCUCGAAAUGUCGGUCCCGUUCGCAGGCAACGUUGACGAGCGUCUCUCCAUGAGCGAAGCCGACUGGGUAGAGAGCAAAGAAAAGCUGUGGCUCCCCACCGUCUCUGAGUUCAACGCAUACGACUUGCCGUCGUUGUUCUCUGCUCUUUGCGAAAGCAUCGACAAAGAGACAUACCCAAACCUCGCACCGUUUCGGGCCGAGCUGUUCGCACGUCUUGUGCUACCUGCCUUGAAGAGCUCGCAGGUACAACACAGGAAGUGGCUGUCUGUCUUCUUCGCAAAGCACGGUUCACAGCUAAGCGCCGAUGCCCUGCCUGCCAUGCCCGUAUCCGAUGCUAUGUGGCACACCAUAAUGAGCAAUCACGGUGACCUCGUACCGCCGUCAUUCAUUGCCGAAUACAACGAAUACGUCCUGUUCAGGAUGCGGCCCCCAUGGGAGCUUCAGCAGUUCAAUCACAGGCUGAACCAAGAUGCCAGCUUGCGCAACGAUGCAAGCACGUCGCACUGGAAAUCCAUAGUCGGAAAAGAUGAGUUCAUUUCGUUCUGGAAAGACGAAAGCAGGUACCUGUUUUCGUUGAUAGCGUUACCGGCUACUAAAGAGUGUCCGACGGCCGACUUAAUCAACGCCAUAGUCAGUCAGGCGUCUUUGCUGCUUGACGAUUACGAAGAGUGCAUGGAAGAUUGGGCAUACCUCGUUUAUAACUUGCUGGAUCCCACAUUUUUCGAGUUCUGGGAUACCAAAGAAAAAGAGAAAUGUUGGUCAUACCGGUGCGAGGUGACUGAUACUCUUGCACGAAGCCUAGUUGACCUUGUGUGCAAGAAGGCCUCAAGCAAGAACUUGAACGCUGGCUGUCUACCCGGGACGUUCCCCCUGCGUCUCUGGUCCCUUCCUCUCCCAUCACCUCUGUUGUUCAAGCAGGGAUGGGACGCAGACUAUCGUAUUUUCAGCAAUAAGCUGGACUUGUGCAUCUCCUCCUACCUCGAGAGUGACGAGGGGAAUGUGCUCCUCUGGGACACUCUGGCUCGAGACGUCUGCUCCGUACUCUUGAAGAUGUACGGCGAUACAGUUGCACGCCUACGGCACGCCGUAUACAUUGGCGACCUCGAGCACAGCGGCAGCCAAACGCAGUCGACCCCCGCAGACCUCGUCAAAGUCACGAUUGCGAUGAGACUUGCCGAGGUGGACAGCCAGGGAGAGCGAAACAUCCGGAAGCAAAAACGCGUUGACAAACCAGGUAGCGAGCCGAGGAUGACCGAGGUGGAGGAACUCGCGAAACGUAUGUACGGCAUCAUGGAGAAAUGGAGACGUGGGGGCAGCAAAGGGUCUGCGAUAUCGGAGGGCGUCAGGGAUAUGUUUCUCCAGUGGCGACGGACGCAUAAAUCGACCUGGGAAGCUUUCAGUAGUUGGGAGUAG
This is a messenger RNA of Pyricularia grisea, 4029 nucleotides long. RefSeq lists its product as uncharacterized. NCBI's taxonomy places the organism in Eukaryota, Fungi, Ascomycota, Sordariomycetes, Magnaporthales, Pyriculariaceae. Bases 1 to 4029 code for a protein of 1342 amino acids. The transcript has a single exon. The record is from RefSeq and is a predicted model, not a curated record.